AUGGACGUGACCAUCUCCGAGCUGAUGGAGCUCUUCCUGCAGAGCCCGCUCGUCACCUGGGUGAAAACGUUUGGACCAUUUGGAAGUGCUAACGAAGACAAAUUGACUAUGUACAUGGAUCUAGCGGAUGGCAUCUUUUUAAACAAAAUCAUGUUGCAAAUAGACCCAAGACCAACAAACCAGCGCAUUAACAAGCACGUCAACAAUGAUGCAAACCUUCGAAUUCAAAAUCUCACCAUUUUGGUCAGAAGCAUCAAGACUUACUACCAGGAAGUCCUCCAACAGCUGAUUGUGAUGAAUUUACCAAACGUAUUGAUGAUAGGCAAAGACCCCCUAUCUGGUAAGAGUAUGGAUGAAAUUAAGAAGGUGCUGCUGUUGGUACUGGGCUGUGCUGUUCAGUGUGAAAGAAAAGAGGAGUUUAUUGAAAGAAUCAAGCAACUGGAUAUUGAGACCCAAGCUGGGAUUGUCGCACACAUUCAAGAGGUGACCCACAACCAGGAGAAUGUGUUCGACCUGCAGUGGUUGGAGCUCCCAGAAAUGGCCCCGGAGGAGCUGGAGGCCCUCUCAAGGAACAUGGUGUUUCACCUUAAAAGGCUCAUUGAUGAGAGGGAUGAGUGCACAGAGCUGAUAGUGGAUCUCACUCAAGAAAGGGACUAUCUGCAGUCCCAGCAGCCGCUCAGCCCUGUAGUCUCCUCCAGUGCAGACUCCACCCCCAGCCCAACGAGCAGCCUCUCCAGUGAGGACAAGCAGCACUUGGCUGUAGAGCUGGCAGACACCAAGGCCAAACUAAGGAGGCUCCGACAGGAACUGGAAGAGAAAUCGGAGCAGCUUGUGGACACAAGGCAUGAAGGUGAACAACUAAUACUGGAACUGCAGAAAAUCAAGCAGGAGAAUGUCCACCUUGCAGCUGAUGCCCGGUCUGCCCGGGCCUAUCGUGACGAACUGGAUUCCUUGAGGGAGAAAGCAAACCGAGUGGAGAAGCUGGAGACUGAGCUGAUCAGGUGUAAAGAGAAACUGCAUGAUGUGGAUUUUUACAAAGCUCGCAUGGAGGAGCUUCGGGAAGAUAAUAUCAUUCUAAUUGAAACCAAGGCAAUGCUGGAGGAACAGCUCACAGCAGCACGAGCCAGGGGUGAUAAAGUGCAUGAACUGGAGAAAGAGAACUUGCAGCUGAAAUCCAAACUUCAUGACCUUGAACUGGAUCGAGACACUGAUAAGAAACGAAUUGAGGAACUUCUAGAAGAGAACAUGGUCCUGGAGAUUGCUCAGAAGCAGAGUAUGAAUGAAUCGGUUCACCUGGGCUGGGAAUUAGAACAGCUUUCCAAAAAUGCUGACCUCUCAGAUGCAUCCAGGAAGUCGUUUGUGUUUGAGCUGAACGAGUGUGCAUCGAGUCGCAUUUUGAAGCUGGAAAAGGAGAACCAGAGUCUUCAGAAUACCAUCGAGGAGCUGAGAGAUGUCUCCCUAAUGGUAGAGGAAAGCAACCUGAAGUUUGUGGAACUGGAAAAGGAAAAUCACCAGCUUGGCAAAAAGAUUGAAAAGUUGCAAAGCCAGCUUGAAAGAGAGAAACAGAGCAACCAGGAUUUGGAGACCUUAAGCGAGGAACUGAUCAAAGAGAAGGAGCACCUGCAAGGUGACAUGGAGGCUGUGAGAGCUGAUAAGGACAGACAGAUAAAAGACCUGGAACAAGAGAAGGACCACCUCAAUCAAGUGGUUUGGUCCCUGAGAGAACGAUCCCAGGUCAGCAACGAGGCUCGUGUGAAAGGCAUUGAGAAAGAAAACAAAGCCCUCCACGAAACGGUGACUGAGACGAGCAGCAAGCUCAGUAAGGCAGAGUUUGAAAAGAAGCAGCUGCUCAAGGACUUUGAGCAAGCGAAAGAAAAAGUGGAGCGGGUCGAGGAAAUAGAGAAGGAGCUUCACCGGCUAGAACGAGAAAACGAGAAGCUGACCAAGAAAGUCACCUCCAUGAAAAUCAUCACAGAGAAGGUAGAUGCCCUGGAGCAGGAAAACGGGGGCCUGGAAGUGGAGAAUAGGAAGCUGCGGAAAUCACUAGACACAUUGCAGAAUGUCUCUGUACGACUCGAGGGCUUGGAGCAUGACAACAGGCAGCUGGACGAAGAAAACUUGGAGCUGCGCAAGAUGGUGGAGGCUAUGCGUUUCACGAGUACCAAGAUGGCCCAGAUAGAAGCUGAAAACAAAGAACUUGAGAGGGAGAAGGAAGAGCUCAGGAAAAACGUGGAACUGUUGAAAACCUUGAGCAAGAAGUCAGACAGGUUGGAGCUGAGCUACCAGAGCCUGAGCACAGAAAAUCUGAGGCUUCAGCAAAUCGUGGAGAACAGCAACAAGAAGACUCAGGACCUGGAGCGAGAGCUUGGGGAAUUGGAAGCAGAAAACCAGGUCCUGCAGAGAAGUUUUGAGGAGCUGAAGAUGACCAACAAGCAGCUUGAAAGAUUUGAGAAGGAGAAGAAAGUGCUGGAGCAGGAGGUGGGCCAGCUGGAGAAAGAGAAAAAGACGCUGGAGAAGGAAGCCAAACGACUCUGGCAACAGGUGGAGCUCAAGGAUGCCAUUUUGGAUGACAACACAGUCAAACUGGCCACCGCCGAGAAGGAAAACAAAACACUAGAAAAAGAAAUUGCUCAUUUUAGGGAUUCCACUAGCAGGCUGAAAGAGCUGGAAAAGGACAAUAAAGACCUGGUCAAGCAAGUUACCAUUCACACACGCACACUAACCACCCUGAGAGAGGACUUGGUCCUUGAGAAGCUAAAGACCCAACAACUGUCCAGUGAACUAGACAAACUGAGCCAGGAGCUGGAGAAGUUUGGAUUGGACAAAGAACUGCUGUUGGAGGAUGAUAACAGUAACGAUAACAAAAAACAUAAGUUUCUGGAGAGCAGAAAUGAAUCCUCACUAAAAUCAACACUAUGCAUGAAGGAAGACAAGAUUGUGUUUUUAGAAGCUCAGGUGGAAGAGACUGUGAGCUUGAAUCAUCAAUUACAAAAUGAGUUGAAAAUGGCGAAGGAGAACUACGAAAUUCUCAAACGGAGUCAGGAGGAAGGGAGACUCUUGCAGAACUCGGAAAAGGGAUUAUCCCCUGACGAGGUAAAAGAGAACUGGACCCCGGGACAGAGAGAAGCAACACUGGAGCUGCUGAAAGUGAAAGACAGAGCCAUAGAGCUGGAACGGAAUAAUGCUGCCCUGAACGCAGAGAAACAGCUGCUUAAGGAGCAGCUCAAGCAUUUGGAAACCCAGAAUGUGUCCUUCAACAGUCAGAUCCUGACACUCCAGAAGCAGAGUGCCUUCCUCCAAGAACAUAACAUGGCACUGCAGACUCAGACAGCCAGCCUCCAGGUGGAGAAUUCAACUCUGAGCUCUCAGAGUGCUUCUCUUAUGGCUCAAAACACUUUGCUCCAGAACCAGCAGACAGCUAAGGAGAAUGAGAAUGAGAGUAUACUGAAACAAAAGGAGCAGAUAAAGUCAGCCUAUGAGUCCCUGCUUCAGGAUCACCAGCACCUCGGCGCAUUGCAUGAGCGACAGUCCUCUGAAUACGAAAGGCUGAUAAACCAGCACAGCUGCCUGAAGACCCUGCACAAAAAUCUGGAAUUGGAGCACAAGGAACUGGGGGAAAGGCACAACAAUGUUAUGAAACACAAGUCUGAAUUGGAAGAACUAGAAACUGUUCUGAAGACAGAGAGAGAGGCUUUGCAGCAAGAAAAGAGAACCAAUGCAAUUGCUACCGGUGAAAACCAGAAACUACGGGAUGAAUUGGACAGAGUGAACUGCCUGCACAUCCAGCUGAAGGGAGAGUAUGAGGAGCUACACUCCCACACCAAGGACCUGAAAACUUCUCUGAACAACUCGCAGCUGGAGCUGAACCGCUGGCAGGCUCGUUUCGAUGAGCUGAAGGAACAAAACCAAAGCAUGGACCUCUCCAUGACCAAACUGGACAAUCACUGUGAGCUCCUUGCUCGCCUCAAAGGGAACCUGGAGGAAGAGAACCACCACCUUCUGAGCCAGAUCCAGAUGCUGAGCCAGCAAAACCAAAUGCUCCUGGAGCAGAAUAUGGAGAACAAGGAGCAGUUCCACGAGGAGCAGAAACAGUACAUAGACAAACUGAAUUCCUUAAAGAGACAUAAGGAAAAACUAGAAGAAAAAAUAAUGGAUCAGUACAAAUUUUACGAUCCUGCUCCAAAGAAGAAAAACCACUGGAUUGGAGCCAAAGCUUUAGUCAAAUUCAUCAAACCAAAGAAAGAGGGUGCAAGAGAGCGAUUAAAAUCAACAGCAGAGAGUCCUCCCUGCCAGCUGGAAUCCACAGAUGCCGCUUCUCCAUCUGCUUCCCAACCUCUCAGGUUGCAGCCAGAGAACCCAGAUAAUAUCCUUUCGGGGCCAGACUGCCCGGAAGAGAGAGAGAAUCACAAUGGACCCUUGGUGAAAGGCCCCAGUGACCCGAAGCAGAAACGAGGCUCCCCGCACCCAAACAGGAGCGACAGCUUUGAAGCCUCAGCAGAUGGUGUUGGCAAGCACUGCCACGCAGAACUGAGCUCCCGGGCCUUCUCAACCCCUGCCAUCCACGUGACCCCAUCCACUUCCACGUCCACUGCAAGACGCCUGAGCCGGCCCAAAGGAUACAGUUCAGAUGACAAUCUUUGUGAACAGUCCCUUGCUGUCGAAGCUCACAACAGCAGGAAACAUGUGUCCAGGCCUAAUAGUUUGGACAGCAGUCGAAACCCGUCCAGCAGCAGCUCACCUCUGAACUUGAAAGGCUCUUCUGACUGGAUCCACGGCAGAUCUGAGAGCUUCAGCAGUGAAGACCUGAUUCCAAGCAGAGAGCCGGCUACCUUGCCCCGGGACAGCUCUUUCAGCCGCACAACCCCGGCGAGUCAGGGGCCAGGCCACCGGCAGGAGCCAGGGCUUCCCAGGAACGCCCUGCUCCCCCAUGAGCCGCCCCACAAAAAUCACCCAGGCCACAUUCACCAUGGUCGGCCCUGCUCUGCCUCUCCGGGCAGUGAAAUGGUGACUCUGGAAGAGUUCUUGGAAGAAAGCAACAGGGCUUCUCCAUCAAAUGACAAUGGCAGUAGUGGAGAUGACCUGUUGAAUGGCUACUUCAGCAGAGCCAACGACCCACCGCCCCUCAUUGGGAACCAGCUGGGUCAGGCUGCCAGGAAGGAGGGAUCCAGGAUGCCCACCAGUCUCGUGUCCCCGACUGUCAAAAUGGCUGUCCACACGGCCGAGGGGAGGCUCCUCAAACCAGGGCAGUAUGUGAAACCGAGUCCCAGGCAGCCUGAGGCCGAGUCCCCAUCUAAUGCUCCGGGCUCUCAAAGGCUGGCUCAGUCUCCUCAGAAUCUGCCGCCAGGCCGGCUGAGGCAGCCUGCCCCAGCCCUUCAGGGCAGCACCCCUGGCACCACCAGAGGCACCUCCCUGAGCAGAGCAUUCAGCCUCGCUUCGGCGGACCUGCUCCGUGCAAGUGGUCCAGAGGCAUACGGGCAUGAGCCCCCGCAGAAGCCCGGGUCAGACACUCCCGGGAGCAGAGAGGCGGGUGGCCAUGCUGCAAGGGCAGCCACUCCGGGGAGCUCCCAAGCUCUCCUGAGGGACCGGCCCCAGUCUGCCAAGGCAGUAGGCUCCUCUCAGGGGCUCGGCUGUCGCCACCGGCCGUGUGACCCAAGACGCUUCUCCUUGGCACCGCCGAAAGACGAGCGGCUGCCAGCUCUCCAGCAGUCUUCCACGUCCCCUGCCAUUUCUGCCAGUGUCCAGCAGGAGCGAGGGGGUGCCCCCUCUGGGCAGGCCUUCUCCCCGAUGCCCCACACACCCGCUAAGGGCAGAUCCAAGACCCUUCCGCGUGCUGGGGAGGUGGCCACCGUCGCGCCGGUCCGCGUGGGGCCCGGCCUCUCUGACGGAGAAGGGUCUCAAGGCCAGAACUCUGGGGAGGGCUACACUGCCAAAAGCCAGAGAAAGUCUCCCGACUCCACUCCUGGGACAGCUGGCCCCGAGGAAUCGGGCAGAGGGACCAUCCCGAAGAGCGCCCCCGCGUCUCCGGAGCCAAAUGGGGAGCAGCAGACGGUGUGGUACGAAUACGGCUGUGUCUAACUGCAGAGGGAUGAUCGGGGAAAUAAGCACAUGUCAGUUGGAACUGCUGACAGUUUGGUCUAGUUGAACUACGGUGGCUUUUUUUGCCCCCCGUGAUGGGGGUGGGACAGAGAUUGGAAUCAAGGGAGUGAUUUCUUUUCAUCCACUGUGCCAAGUCUGGAAAAAGCAAGUUUGGAUCACCACGUGUUUUUUCUACUGCUUCCUGUAAUUUAUUUCUUUUGAACAGAGUCCACUUCUGCCUGGUGGCCAGUUAAAAAAGAAUGGCAACUCACGUUUCUUUUAAUGGAAACCAUCAUAAAUCAUUUCCCUUCCUCCUGUUCUUCCUACUGUCAAAAUACUGACAGGAACAACUCAUAUUUGCCACUGACUGGUCUGGACUGAUGUGGAAGCCCAUAGAAGUUAAUGGACGUCAGCUAGAGUCCCACCGGCCCAGGCCGGAACUGGCUCUCACCCCCCUGGCCUGCUGGGCUGGGUAGGGCAGAGCUGGCACUGUGCAACCCAGGCGGGAUUGGACAAGGCUUCCAACCACCCGGGAUUUGGGGCUGGGGCACUGCCACCAGUGAGUGGUAAUUUGGCACAUACACUUGAACCAUAGACUACUGAGACUUCAAUGCCAAGGAGCCCAGCGGGUGGCACCAGUCGCAAAACAGUGCCUCCAAGAAGGGAACCAGGGACCCAACUGGAUCCAAAUACCACAGUAAUUCCGGGCUGUGCGCGGGCCAAAGCCAGGCCAGGCCGGGCUUGAGGAUUCUCCAGUGCAGGGCUAGGAUGUGGCAGGCGUUCGACUCCAAGCUCCCAAAUCUGCCCCCAAAGAUCCCUGGGAACUCGUGCUAAGGCAGAGGAAAAGACACCGAGGGGCUGAUGGAGAAUCAGCAAAUUUAUAUUAAAACUACAUUGUACAGCUAGGUUUCACAGCUCCCCAGCAUGGAGUCACUUCUCGGAUCAGUUUGUGCGUUGACGUGGGAGCAGCAGCAAGCAGGGCUGAAGGUCAGCAGGUUUGCUGGAUUCACCUCUUGGCUCUCAGACCCUCUGGGCUUUGCCUUUUAUGUAAUAUUUAUAGGAACAUGGAUGUUGGGUCUGGCGAGGCAAGUCGGGGGCAACCCCCUCUCCCCUUCCCCACCCCCCCACUGGCAUUUGUAGAUAACAUGUAAGUGAAGAAAUGAAGAUGUAAAGGAAUGCUGUGUACAUUUGAUUUUUUAACCUUAGUCAUGCCUUGGGUGUUUUUGCCUUCCUGACUGCCCAGGGCUUCCAAGUGCAGAUGACGCCUAUUUGUUAUCACUGAGUUACUUUUCGGGAUAGAAACCAAAAUUUUUUGUUUUCUUAAUAUAUAUUUUAUAUAUAUAAAUAUAUAUGCAGACACACAUACACAUGAGAAAGGUAUAUACUUUUAAAAAAUUAUAUUUAUGUUCCGGUGGAAGUUCCUUCAUUCAGGAGUCUUGUCAGUUGCUUUUGUACAUAGGAUGAGAUGUGUGUCUGGAUUUUAUUUCCUGUUCGUUAAGGUGGGUUUUUUUUCCUCUGAUGUACUAAACACCCCCAGAGUUUUUUAAAGACUUUUUCUUUUGCAGUUGGUGAUUAAUAUGGUGAGACAGAGAUGGAAGAAUUUUUAAGCUAUUAAACAGAUCCAUUUAGGAGUGUUUUUGAUAAUAUUAUGUAGCAAUCACAUUCUGGAAUUCAAGGACGGUAUUGUAAUAAAAUUGUAAAGAAAUCAGAA
Messenger RNA from Tachyglossus aculeatus (Australian echidna), 7786 nucleotides. It is a transcript of the gene CCDC88C, whose product is annotated as coiled-coil domain containing 88C. The transcript is spliced from 30 exons. The coding region runs from base 1 to 6075 and encodes 2024 amino acids. Gene Ontology annotation, biological process: cytoplasmic microtubule organization; cytoskeleton-dependent intracellular transport. Gene Ontology annotation, molecular function: dynein light intermediate chain binding; microtubule binding. Lineage: Eukaryota; Metazoa; Chordata; Mammalia; Monotremata; Tachyglossidae. Gene Ontology annotation, cellular component: centrosome; cytoplasm. The record is from RefSeq and is a predicted model, not a curated record.